Messenger RNA from Glarea lozoyensis ATCC 20868, 795 nucleotides. RefSeq names its product SGNH hydrolase. Bases 1 to 795 code for a protein of 264 amino acids. NCBI's taxonomy places the organism in Eukaryota, Fungi, Ascomycota, Leotiomycetes, Helotiales, Helotiaceae. The record is from RefSeq and is a predicted model, not a curated record. The transcript has 6 exons.
AUGUUAGGUGACAGCCUAACCCAGCAAUCAAACUCGCAGGAAAAUGGCUUCGCACUAGCGCCCAAAUUGCAAGAUGCCUACGUAAGAAGGCUGGAUGUCGUGAAUCGAGGCUUCUCCGGAUACAACACCGAUCAUAUCCUGCUCGUUCUGAAUGACAUUUUGCCCACGCCGCAGCAAGCUUCGGUCCGCUUUUUGACUGUGUGGUUUGGCGGAAAUGAUUGCAAUCCCAUCGGAUCCAUCCCACAAUACGUCCCUGUGGAUCGAUUCAAAUUCAAUCUUGGCGACUUAAUCUCGCAUCGUGCCGUCACCGCUCACGAACCCAAUAUCAUUCUGAUAACCCCUCCUCCAGUAGAUGAAACGCUCUUGUUCGAGAGUGGCAAACGCGACGCCGCGGGGAACUUCGAGCAAGGCCGAGAAGCCUCUGGUAUCAAGUUGUACACCGAAGCUGUGAAAGAAGUCGGUAUAAUCACUGGUGUACCUGUUGUGGACAUUUGGAGUAGGUUCAUGUCGAUGGCAGGAUGGGACGGCGAGGGGGAACUUCCAGGGACGAGGAAACUUGGAAAGAACGAGGUUCUGGCAAGCCUGUUAUCGGAUGGACUGCAUUUAACCCCGAAAGGCUACCACGUCGUCUGGGAAGAGUUGGCGAAGGUAUUGAUUGAAAAGUUUCCAGAUUUUCCGCCCUACAAGAUGCCUUACGAUGUCAAAGUGCCAUGGGAGGUUGCACGAGGAGACCAAUACUGGGAUGUGAAUGACCCCAUGAUGCCUCCAGUUGUUGGUAAACACAGUGGGGAGUAA